AAUGGGUACGACAAUGGCAUAUAGCCCGGUUGAGAAAUGACAAUUGACAGGGCGGGAUUCGGGAAGAAGGGGCUGAGGACUUGCAGCUGAGAAAGCACGCCAUCGUUCUUUGUUUCACAUUCGAGAGAGACAAUUCCCACAAAUCAGAUGCAUCUCGUCUCGUCAAAGCAUCAAACCGCACACUAGGAGUAGCGUAGCAAUUCCAUCAACAAUUCCCAAUUCCCAAUUCUUCUUGUUCCGAGUCGAAUAAAAAAGAAAGAAAUUUCGAGGUUUUGGGUUUCGAUUUAGGUAAUUGGGAAUUCUUGUAUGUAGAAUGAGUGUCGCUCCGGCUCCGGCUCCGGCUCCGGCUCCGGCUCCCUCUUCCACUCGCAAUCCCACCAAUUUGGCAUUUUUGCCUUGCGCCUACUACUCCUUCCACUCCGUGCUACUCCUCUGAAUUCAUAGCUCCAAAUUAUCACCCUCCCCCUCCAAAAAAAAAAAAAAAAAAAAAAAAUUUACCAAGCCAAUGUACUCGAGCAAUUUGAAGGGCUUCAUCUUGGCCGUCGUCUCGAGCGCCUUCAUUGGCUCCAGCUUCAUCAUCAAGAAGAAGGGUCUCAUCCGGGCCAGCGUCAACGGCCCUGCUGCCAGUGUGGGAGGAUAUGGGUAUCUGAAGGAGUCUCUAUGGUGGAUAGGAAUGGUAACAAUGGUUAUUGGAGAGAUGGCCAAUUUGGUAGCAUACGUUUACGCACCUGCUGUCCUUGUAACACCACUAGGUGCAUUGAGUAUUAUUGUUAGUGCUGUUUUAGCGCAUUUUUUGUUAAAGGAGAAACUCCAGAAAAUGGGAAUGUUGGGGUGUCUUUUAUGUAUAGUGGGUUCAACUGAGAUUGUACUCCAUUCACCUGAAGAGCAAUCUCUCAGUUCGGUCCAAGAAAUCUGGGAAUUAGCAAUACAACCUGCAUUUCUUUUGUAUACAGCCUCGGUGGUAGCUGUGACAUUAGUACUGAUGUUGUACUGUGCUCCCCGCCAUGGCCAAACCAAUAUACUGAUUUAUAUAGGAAUCUGCUCUAUAAUAGGAUCAUUAACAGUUAUGAGUGUAAAAGCAAUUGGGAUUGCAAUAAAACUCACAUUUGAGGGUACAAACCAGCUAAAAUACUUCCAAACAUGGAUUUUUGGAAUGGUUGCAGUUACCUGUAUCAUCACUCAAUUAAAUUAUCUAAACAUGGCGUUGGAUACUUUCAACACAGCAAUUGUUUCUCCGAUCUAUUAUGCUAUGUUCACAUCUUUUACAAUGCUUGCCAGUGCAAUAAUGUUUAAGGAUUAUUCGGGUCAAAGUGUGAGCAGCAUAGCAUCAGAACUUUGUGGUUUCAUCACUGUGUUAUCUGGGACUGUUAUAUUGCAUAGUACAAGAGAGCCAGAUCCACCUUUAAUUACAGAUUUGUACACACCAUUAUCUCCGAAAGUAUCAUGGUACAUACAAAGCAACGGGGAAUGGAAGCAGAAGGAUGAGGAUGGCUCAACCCCUAAUUUCCUCACAGUUCUUCGGCAAGACUACUUCAAGUAAUGGAAUAAGCUUCCGACAUUGAGUUCUUGGUUGCAUCUCAUGACUUGAGUGUGAAAUGGUCACCUCAAUUCAUCACUUUUUUUUCCAGCUUGAAAACCGUAGGUAUGCUGGGAUUGUAAAAAUGCUCUGGCAUGACUCUAAAGUAAAAUCAAGUAGAUAUGUUUUGCCAAUAUUUUUUCGGCUUUCUAUUCAAAUUUUGAGCAGUGUGUUGUGCAGUUGUCAAUAGCCAUAGUUUUAGGAGCGACUUCUUCAUUCAUUCGUUCUCUCACUGCACGAGAUUUUAGUUUCAGUCCUUGUAGAGAGCCAGACAGAUCCAUCUCCAGUUUAUAGCUUGUAAUUUGAUUUUAUUGGCCGAUGUAGCGGCUUGAUGGUUGAAGUAGCAGCUUGAUAUUCCUUCUAAAUGAUCAUUUUACAACCAUGAGACCAAUGCAAAAGCUGCAUUAAAUGUUUGUAUCAGCUUUAACCUUGUGUUUAAUACUAGUUGAGGAUAUUAUUCUGUA
Molecule: messenger RNA, 2040 nt
Organism: Malus domestica (apple)
Lineage: Eukaryota; Viridiplantae; Streptophyta; Magnoliopsida; Rosales; Rosaceae
Product: probable magnesium transporter NIPA6
Biological process (GO): magnesium ion transport
Cellular component (GO): membrane
Molecular function (GO): magnesium ion transmembrane transporter activity
Source: RefSeq, a predicted model, not a curated record